AUGCAAGCUGUUCCACUUUUCCCAUUUGUAGCAGGAUACGCUGUUGGUAUCCUACAUGAGUGGUUUGGGGUCUCAUUAUAUUAUAGUGCUAUAUUGGGAUUCAGCUUCGUUUCACUACAGUUACAAUUCCUGUUGAUGACCUUCAUUCGGAAGCAUCAAGCCAUUGCAAUCAUAUUAAAAACACAUGUUCUACCUAACUAUCUAUUUCUCGCACAUUAUCUUCUUUGCCUAAUUACUCCUUCACUUAUUACUCUUGGUAUCAAUAUUGUUCACAUAGAGAAAGAACAGAAAUUGAGAUAUAUUGCGGAGAUAAUGGCAUUCAUUCCAGAUAGAAUCCCUGAUGAUGAGCUUGAUUUAGAAACAUCAAGCCAUUGCAAUCAUAUUAAAGACAAUUACAAUGUGAUGCAUUUAAGGAAAAAUAGCUAA
Molecule: messenger RNA, 426 nt
Organism: Caenorhabditis remanei
Lineage: Eukaryota; Metazoa; Nematoda; Chromadorea; Rhabditida; Rhabditidae
Exons: 3
Coding region: 1-426 (141 amino acids)
Source: RefSeq, a predicted model, not a curated record